AUGGUUUGGUUACAUCGUAGCCAUGGCAACAUGGAAAUGGGAGUGUUCUGUGGCCUUAAGAUCGGAAGUAAAAAACGUACCAUACUUCAAAAGAGUUACGCUAGAAGUGAGUUGAAGGACAUACAUGUAACGCCAAUAAAACAUGACUGGAGAAUUGGAAUAGUGAGUGUCUGCUUCUAAAAUGCUUGUUACUAAGAAUCACUUGUUGCACACUGCUCUUUGGUGAAGCCCCUUAAAAGUAUUGCACUCAAGUGUUCUGAUUAAUUGAUCUUAUAUCGUGCGCUAACCGGCGCACUAAUCAUUCUGAGUCACUUUUGAUCACUUGAAAAUGUAUGUUGACUGGCGAACAAAACGUCAAGUUUGUAUAAACAUGCGAAAGUUCGCAAUGUUUACCAACGCUGUUUGUGUUUGAUUCUCUACCAAAAUAAUGUGAUUUUGGAACAAAUCACGAAAUGAUCAUGUCAACCUAAAAAGUGUUUAGCUGAAUUUGCAUUUCACCAUCUGUGUUACAAAGGUAACUGUCGUUUUUCUUUUUUUUUUUUCUAUUUCUUAGCCUUUUUCUAUUCCUGUUCUCAUCUUGAGGGUUGGGGUGGAGUUCAGCCUAAGUUUUGACGUCUCUAUCCAGCUGAAUUUUCCACUGGAGCAGAAUUCUCUCAAUCCUGUUAAUUUAGCUGUAGAGGUGAGUACUCCACUACGCGACCUGUCCAAUCCUCCGAGAGGUAAACUCAUAUCCUGUCCUUAACAAACUUGUAGUUGUUACUCACCAUUUAACUUCUUUUUUCGCUAGAUUGACCCUUCGGCCGGUGCCACAGUGAGUAUUGAAGGAUUUGUUUCGGCAUAUAUCAUCCGAGGAGGUGUCUACGGCGAUGGAACCUUGGUAAGGGUUGGUCUUCCUGUGACACUGUCCUACCAAGAAAACCGUUCUCCUGGGAGUCAAUGGUGCACGAGUCUGUCUGUCCGGCUGACCGCCCUGGAGCUGAGUGCCGGCCUUUUCUAUCAAUGGCGGCACUGGUGGCAUUGGGGUAAAAGGCAUACCCUAAGUGAGUUUGGUAAAUGGGAUGCCAUACAACGCAGUUGGAAGGAGCUAGAGAGAUGCGGUUAGGCGCGAUUGAUGGAUAUCCAACUCAUCCAUGAAAACUUUGUAUGUAGCAUAAUUAUCCGGGAGGGGCUUAGUGUCAAAAACUAAACUUAGAGAAGGAGUCUAAUCAUUGUAGUCUUUUCUACUUUCAGUAUACAAGUACGCCUUUACAGACUUGCGGAACUAUCACAAAGUGCACUAA
Molecule: messenger RNA, 1280 nt
Organism: Porites lobata
Lineage: Eukaryota; Metazoa; Cnidaria; Anthozoa; Scleractinia; Poritidae
Source: the annotation of a GenBank genome assembly